UCCAUAUAUACGUAACAUCCCCGGAUGUCGGUCUUUUUUUCAUAGCAAAGAUGGCAGAGGGAGACAAAAAGCCUGCCAAGAAGAAGCACGGGAGCCGGAACCCGGUUCUGGCCCGGGGGAUCGGUCGCUACUCCCGGUCUGCUAUGUACGCCCGCCGGGCCAUGUACAAAAGGAAGACCAAGACCACUAAGACCAAGGUGGAGAAAAAGAUCAGGGAAAGACCCAGAGCUACUGUUGUCAAGACUGUUGGUGGAGACAAGAAUGGAGGCACCCGUGUGGUCAAGCUGCGCAAAAUGCCCCGCUACUACCCCACGGAGGACGUGCCCCGCAAGCUGAAGAGCCACGGAAAGAAGCCCUUCUGCCAGCACAAGAGGAAGCUGCGCUCCUCCAUCACACCUGGAACCGUGCUCAUUCUGCUCACCGGCCGCCACCGUGGAAAGCGUGUGGUGUUCCUGAAGCAGCUUUCCAGUGGUCUUCUGCUCGUCACUGGCCCUCUAGCCGUGAACAGAGUCCCCCUGCGCCGGGCACACCAGAAGUUUGUCAUUGCCACCAACACCAAAGUUGACAUCAGUGGCAUGAAGAUCCCCAAAAACCUCACCGAUGCUUACUUUAAGAAGAAGAAGCUGAGGAAACCCCGUCACCAAGAGGGCGAGAUCUUUGAUACAGAAAAAGAGAAAUACCAGCUGACAGAGCAAAGGAAGGCAGACCAGAAGGCUGUUGACUCUAAGCUCCUGCCGCUUAUCAAGAAAGUUCCUCAGCUGAAAGGAUAUCUCCGCUCCUCCUUUUACCUGACGAAUGGUGUCUACCCACACAAGCUGGUUUUCUAAAUGUGUUGUAAUAAAGAGUACCACCGCCUAA
Messenger RNA from Oryzias melastigma (Indian medaka), 858 nucleotides. It is a transcript of the gene rpl6, whose product is annotated as ribosomal protein L6. The coding region runs from base 51 to 827 and encodes 258 amino acids. Gene Ontology annotation, biological process: translation. The transcript is spliced from 7 exons. NCBI's taxonomy places the organism in Eukaryota, Metazoa, Chordata, Actinopteri, Beloniformes, Adrianichthyidae. Gene Ontology annotation, molecular function: structural constituent of ribosome. Gene Ontology annotation, cellular component: ribosome. The record is from RefSeq and is a predicted model, not a curated record.